AUGUCAUUCCAUGAAGCACUAAUAAAAAGAAUAUUUAAAAUAGAAGAUUUAUUGGUAAAACAACAAGAAGCUAUACAAAAUAUACAAGAAGCACAACAUAGUCAAAAAGAAUAUUAUGAUAAAAAUCUCAAACAUAAUACUUUAAAAAUUGGAGAUAAAUCUCUUUGGCUAGUUUCUUUGGCUAGUCUCUUUGAUUAG
Messenger RNA from Dentiscutata erythropus, 198 nucleotides. The record is from the annotation of a GenBank genome assembly. Lineage: Eukaryota; Fungi; Glomeromycota; Glomeromycetes; Diversisporales; Gigasporaceae.